Pangasianodon hypophthalmus (striped catfish) is the source of this 1405-nucleotide messenger RNA. It is a transcript of the gene spic, whose product is annotated as Spi-C transcription factor (Spi-1/PU.1 related). The transcript has 5 exons. Gene Ontology annotation, molecular function: DNA-binding transcription factor activity, RNA polymerase II-specific; sequence-specific DNA binding. The record is from RefSeq and is a predicted model, not a curated record. The coding region runs from base 147 to 929 and encodes 260 amino acids. Gene Ontology annotation, biological process: cell differentiation; regulation of transcription by RNA polymerase II. Gene Ontology annotation, cellular component: nucleus. NCBI's taxonomy places the organism in Eukaryota, Metazoa, Chordata, Actinopteri, Siluriformes, Pangasiidae.
CCCCGUUAGCUUGGGCAGACUAUAAAAAUCACUUGUUGUUCGAAAAAAAACCUCACAUAUGACCGUUUGAAAAUAAUCGGCAGAACAGUUAAAACAUAACCUGCUGGAGCACACCUGGAUUGAACACAGUGAACACAAGUGGCAAAAUGGGACCUCUGGAUAAUGACAUUAAUCAGGAUUUUCAGGAUGCCAUUGAUGUGAUGCAGCGACACUCAGAAAUCUUCUACUACGACACAGACAGUAAAUACAUUGAGAAUAUCAGAAGUCGUGAUUCUUCUGUGCAAUACUCAGUGUCUUGUUACCGCUACACGCCUCACUCUGCAGGAUCAUCUGCCGCGUACGACUGGGGCGAAGCAUCAUCAUGGUCUCAUGUGGUACCAGAGGCGUCUCCAUGGGGAACCCCUGAGCCUUCAGUGCUUUACCCAAUAAUACCUGAACGGCUCCGAAAAGGCCGUAAGAAGCUGCGUCUGUAUGAAUACCUUCAUGAAGCGCUGCACGAUGCCAGCAUGGUCGACUCCAUCCAGUGGACGGACCGUGGCACCGGGACAUUCCACUUCAUCUCCAAAAACAAAGAAAAGCUGGCUGAGUGCUGGGGCCAGCGCAAGGGCAACCGCAAAGCCAUGACCUACCAGAAAAUGGCCCGGGCGCUACGCAACUACAGCCGCACAGGCGAGAUUGUCAAAGUGCGCCGCAAGCUCACCUACCAGUUUAACCCGCUGAUCCUGCAGAGACUGGAGACCAUGACCGCAUCUGUUCCCUCAACACAAGAGCUUAUUCCUCACCACCAAAUCCCUGAACAGGGCUACUACUGCUCAGCUGGAGCUGACUGGCACAGCUGGUACGCACAGUGCCCUUACCCUGCAGAGUACGACUUCACUUCUGCACUAACGUCAACAGAAGGCCUGAAAACACAUGAUCCAUCUCAGUGAUGGGAAAACUGUAAGACAUUCCCUGACAGUGCACACCUGCCUGUAAAACUCCCAAAGGGCAUUAAAUGCUACGCAAUAAACCUGACUGAAACAUGUUACGUAGUCCUGACUAGCACAGGGAUGUACAUACAGAGCAUGAACAGAUCCUACUGAUGUGUAAAACGAGUAAACGCAUUUAUUAAUUAUUAUUUGCUAAUGGGAGCUUGUUUAUGUCUGAAAUUGUAAAUUCCUAUGCACUGUAUUUCACUGAAAACUUGUACUUGAAAAAAAAAACUGAAGUAAAUAUUAGUUUCGAAUGAACAUGACCAUGAACAUGCUUUAUUUAAUUUUUGUAAACUUUCAAAAUAAAACUGUACCUAUUUUCCAGUGUUCAAAAGAUCUGGUUCGUGUUGCAGGAUUAACUUUCACACAUAAUGUCUUCACUUCUUUGUCAGUCAGAGUUUUAUUCAAGAUAAAUGAAGCAGUCAAGAGAGAAG